CGAACACUGCUCAUACUCGUGUGCACAGGGACGUAGGGUUCCACAUACCAGCACUUGACUGUGUCUGGGUCUGGCGCACAGCCGUUCAGCUCCGUAUAUGUAGGGGCGUGCUGGAGACUUCAGUAAUACUUCCAAGUCGAACGCUUCUGCAACGACUGACCCCGACAGUCUCCUCAUUGGACUUACCUCCUACGAGCAACAUCCCCGUCUACGAUGCGUGGUGUCAAACUCUACGUACACUCGACAGCGGGCCAUACUCGCCUUCCCAUCGACCUAGAGGCAGGAGAGACGACGCCAUGUCCUCCACAAUACUCUGCACUUCCGAUGGGCGAGCAAUUACCAUUGCUCGCGGUCCAUGGAAUGCCUAGACCUCACCCACCGACUCCUGUGGAGUGGUACGUGUGGGGUAAUACCCCUCCGCCUUCGCCGGAAUGGGGCUAUCCUAAUGCAACCAGCCCCCCUUCACCAGCAUCCCCCUCCCCGACGGAUGUACUGGUACCGGCGAAACCACACCACGCUUCCCGGAAGGCAGAUUGGGGCACCGUCGUCAGCCUCGCCGCGGAGUACACCACCACAGGCAUAGCCUAUAUCACCAUCUGCUGCCUGUGGGAGAGCCUCUGCGUCCUCGUCGGCGGGGUCAUUCUCUCCUCGCAGGAGCCCUACGCGACCCAUUCGGACGGGAUCGUCGACACGGGUGUGCUCGGCACGACAGUCAUCGCAGCGGCGUGCUUUACGGCGAGCUGGGUGUUCCUCAAGCUCGAGGCGCGAUACGAGAUCGCGCGGGGCUUGGUACUCCAGGACGUGGUCCAGGGGGUGGAGAUACCGGGGCUUGAGCUCGAGGAGCUCGUUUGGCCGCUGCAGCGGUAUGGCGCGUCGGUCACUGAAUUUGCGAUCUUGAUUGCAGUUCUUGGAGGAGGCAUUUUUGGGUCAGCGUUGGGUACGUGGAUGUCGGUCGGGAAGGGCGAGCUCGUGGAGGGCGGGAUCAAUGUGGUGCAUGCGCUGAAGUGUGGUGCAGUAGGAACUGGAGGCGUCAUCGUGAUCAUUGCCAUUGUCUUUGGACUCUGCUCGUUGUAUCCCUGGCACGUUUGGUGUUGUCUAUGCUGUUACAACGAACAGAACAGGCUCGGACGUGUCUCGCACUAGUAACACACCAAGGGAUGUCCCAUACCCUCAUCGCAUGUGUAUGCAAGGUUGUCGGUUUUGAUGAGGAUCUAAGAUAAUAGCGUAGUGAACGUCGGGUCUCGGAUGUAUGUUAGUCUG
Fomitopsis serialis is the source of this 1260-nucleotide messenger RNA. RefSeq lists its product as uncharacterized. The transcript has a single exon. Bases 214 to 1143 code for a protein of 309 amino acids. The record is from RefSeq and is a predicted model, not a curated record. NCBI's taxonomy places the organism in Eukaryota, Fungi, Basidiomycota, Agaricomycetes, Polyporales, Fomitopsidaceae.